Molecule: messenger RNA, 1349 nt
Organism: Schizophyllum commune H4-8
Lineage: Eukaryota; Fungi; Basidiomycota; Agaricomycetes; Agaricales; Schizophyllaceae
Product: alpha/beta-hydrolase
Exons: 7
Coding region: 42-1043 (333 amino acids)
Molecular function (GO): hydrolase activity
Source: RefSeq, a predicted model, not a curated record
CUUCCAUCGAUCCUUCCGCACCGCGUGAACUCAUCAGCAGCAUGUCAUUCUCAAUCGCGACCACGACGAAGGAGUUUACGACCUCCCGCGGUAUCAAGUAUACCUACCACUACGCCGCGCCUCAGGCGGGCAAGCCGACGCUCCUGUUCCUGCACGGUUUCCCGUCAACGGCGCACGACUGGCACUAUCAGGUCGACUACUUCGGCGGCAAGGGCUAUGGCGUCAUCGUCCCGGACAUGCUGGGCUACGGAGGCACGGACAAGCCCGCGGACCCCGUUGAGUACAUUGGGGCGAAGCAGGCGCGCGAUUUGGUCGACCUUGUCGACCACGAGAAGGCGGAGAGGGUGUUGGUGAUUGGCCAUGAUUGGGGAACCAUGCCCACUACGUAUCUCGCGGCCUUGUACCAGGACCGGUUCAUUGGCUUCGUCCACCUUUCGGUCGGAUUCGCGCUGGCGCGCUCCGGUCUCAAGCUCGAGCAGCUUCUCGCGUUCAUGAAGCAAGCCGUGGGCUCAGAAAUCUUCGGGUAUUGGGCAUUCUUCAACAAGGAGGAGGCCGCCGGUAUCAUCGAGAAGAACCUCGACACCCUCUUCGACCUCGCCUUCCCGAAGGACCACUCCAUGUGGAAGACCUACAUGAACCCAGUCGGCGGCGUCGACCCGCUCCUGGAGCAGGGCAAGCGCUUCGAGGCCGGUGACUACGUUACGGAAGAGGACCGGAAGAUCUGGCGCGAGCAGUAUCAGAAGGGCGGCCUUACUGGCCCGCUGAACUGGUACAAGAUGGCGUCUCGCGCGCUUCAGACUAGCGACGGUCUCGACAUCUCCGCCGACACCCUCAAGGUCAAGAAGCCCUACCUCUACAUCGGCGGCACCAGCGACUACGUCUGCCGCCCCGAGCUGCAGGACCGCGACAUGAAGAAGGUGUGCGAGGACCUGCGGAUCGAGGUGUUCGAGGGCGUCGGGCACUGGCUGCAGCUCGAGCUGCCGGAGAAGGUGAAUGAGACGAUUGAGGGGUGGGCGGAGGGGAAGGGGUUGGUGGGCAAGUGAGGGUGGGUGCGGGCGAGAGGAGCGAUGAACUUAGAACCUACUGCACAGCGUACACGUCGAGGGAUUUUGAGAAACUGAAUGUUUCCGAAAGAGAAUUGUACCACGAACAUAUGUCAAUGUAUACGCGCGCGACUGAACUUGCAUUGGGCGCUCGAGAGUUAUCCGAGAACGGUGUAGGCUAUCACUUCUAUAUCAAGCUGACACACCAUCCAUGAAAUUUCUCUGUACGAUUGCGUCGAUCCUUACCUGAGGCUCAACCUGAAUAGUUAUGUUGGUCCCCCGAAUAUAUUCUUCACGCGCCCGCGA